Molecule: messenger RNA, 1072 nt
Organism: Alnus glutinosa
Lineage: Eukaryota; Viridiplantae; Streptophyta; Magnoliopsida; Fagales; Betulaceae
Product: adenine phosphoribosyltransferase 1-like
Exons: 7
Coding region: 149-919 (256 amino acids)
Biological process (GO): adenine salvage
Cellular component (GO): cytosol; cytoplasm
Molecular function (GO): adenine phosphoribosyltransferase activity
Source: RefSeq, a predicted model, not a curated record
UUGGACCAAAAUGCCCUUCAUCAUCAAAUCAUAGAAAGGUUGGAGUAGUGUAUUAUGUCUAUCAAUGAUCAUUCACAAUCUGCAGAAUCUCCAUAGUCAGUAAGAAGGGCCACUUUCCUGCUACCACUGUCUCGUCGGAAUACUCAUAAUGAAGUCAAUGAUGCAAAAAGCCUCACUUCUCUCCUCCUCAAAUGCACUCGCUCAGUCCCCAUGUACCUCCCGUCGACCGCUCGUCGCUCAGUUUCGAAGGUUCCCAGUUUCCUCUUGCGCCCAAUUACCACUGAACCGCUCGCAGAAUUACAGUCCCGCCGCUUUCUCCCCUCUGAGCUGCAAUGCGACUGGCUCGGUGAAACGACAAGAAAUGGCUUCUCAGGAUGCCCAAGAGGGCCAAGACGGUCGCAUAGCGGGAAUUGCCUCUUCCAUCCGAUUCAUCCCAAACUUUCCUAAGCCAGGGAUUAUGUUCCACGAUAUAACCACCUUGCUUCUUGAUAUCAAGGCUUUCAGGGACACUAUCGAUUUGUUUGUUGAGAGGUACAAAGACAAAGAUAUCUCUGUGGUCGCAGGUAUUGAAGCUAGAGGUUUUAUCUUUGGCCCUCCCAUUGCAUUGGCUAUAGGGGCAAAGUUUGUUCCUAUGAGAAAGCCUAAUAAGUUGCCUGGGGAGGUUAUUUCGGAAGAGUAUUCUUUGGAGUAUGGAACAGACAUAAUGGAGAUGCAUGUAGGGGCUGUACAAGCUGGAGAACGUGCACUGGUAAUAGACGAUCUCAUUGCAACUGGGGGAACCUUGUGUGCUGCAAUCAGGCUACUCGAGCGUGUUGGAGUGCAUGUGGUUGAGUGUGCAUGUGUCAUCGAAUUGCCAGAACUGAAGGGUCGGGAUCGGUUGGGAGACAAACCAUUGUUCGUUCUUGUUGACACAGCUUGAUCUAGUGUGUCUGAGGUAGUUGUGUUUGUUCUUCUUUUUGUUUUUUUUUUUUGGGUAAUAAAGGGUUUGUUUGUGCUUGAUGGUGGAAGAGCUGCAAUCAGUUGAUAUUGAAUGAUAUAAGCAGUAAUAAAUUUGUUGUGGAUUUUUUCGUUA